Messenger RNA from Symbiodinium pilosum, 279 nucleotides. NCBI's taxonomy places the organism in Eukaryota, Dinophyceae, Suessiales, Symbiodiniaceae. The record is from the annotation of a GenBank genome assembly.
AUGUAUCUUGGAACAUCUUGGAGAUCUUGCCCUGUGCAGCUCCACUGGGCCUUGGCCGUGAUCCUGAUAGCGGUGCUGUUGGUUGGAUUGUUUCGCUCAUACCGAAUCCUCAAGCAGACACAGCACCUCACGGUGGUCCGGCAUGCUCCCGAGGGCAUGAGAAUCGUUGAGUGUGGCUCCUGCCACACGGCCCAGUAUGUGAGCGCACAUGGGCGCAUUUUCAUCUGCUGCAGUUGCCACUGCGCCAAUCGGAUUCCAGCAGAGAUUGCUCGAGCAGAG